GCGCGCCUGUAGGAAGCCAGUCGACAUUUGUAACGGCUCUUGAACCUACAUUCUGCGGUCAACUCACACUGCAGACUUAUAUUUUUCACUUUGAAAUAAAGCUCCAUUCAUAAACAUCAAACUGGACUCUCGGCGGAUAGUUAUUUACUCCUGUUGACUUUCGUGUCAACUUUCCCGCACCGUUUCUUGGGACAUGGGUGCGAGGCGCGAUGUGCCAACUUUUCUGGCUCUAUCCACAUUUCUAUUCAUUGCAACAUGUGAGCCAAUGGAUAAGCAAGAUAUGCAAGUCAUUGACAUGCUAACCCUGGACUCCAAGACCAGUGUGUCUGCGGUGGAGAAGGUGACAGGUGCCAUGAGUGUGCUCAGUGACAUCUACAUCGUGUCCACAUUCCGCCUGCCUCCCAAGAUGGGAGGGGUGCUGCUGGGCCUCUACAGCAAAGAGGAGAACAAGAAGUACCUGGAGCUGGCCAUCAUGGGAAAGAUCAAUAAAGCUCUGGUGCGUUACGUGAGGGAGGAUGGCAAAAUUCACACAGUGAACCUCCAGAGCGCAAACCUGGCUGAUGGUCGCACACACUCCAUUAUUCUCCGGGUUGGAGGCCUGCGCAGAGACAACCUACACCUGGAGCUCUACGUCAAUUGUCGAUUGGCUGACUCCAGCCAGGGCCUCCCUCCAUUGGUCCCUCUCUCUGCGGAGAAGGUGGAGAUUCGUAAUGGCUUCAAGGCCUACGCAAGGCUACAGGGCGCUGUGGAGUCCCUCAAAAUGGCUCUAGGGGGCAGUGUGGCCAAAGCAGGUGCCCUGACAGACUGUCCAUUCCAGGGGGAUUCAUCAGUCUACAACACAGUCGGUGCGACUGCAGAAGUGAACUCCAUUCUAGGUGACCACACUAAGGCUCUGAUUGGUCAGCUAAUCAUCUUUAACCAGAUCCUAGGAGAGCUGCGAGAGGACAUCAGAGAGCAGGUGAAGGAGAUGUCCCUGAUUAGGAACACCAUUCUGGAGUGCCAAGUGUGUGGCUUCCACGACCCUCGUUCCCCCUGCUCCCCCAACCCCUGUUUUAAGGGUGUGUCCUGCAUGGAGACCUUUGACUACCCAGGGUACCGCUGUGGUCCCUGCCCAGAGGGCAUGAUGGGCAACGGAACCCACUGCCAGGACAUUGACGAGUGUUCCAUAGCCCAGCCCUGCUACUCUCCAGGUGCGUGUAUAAACACAGUGAAGGGUUUCAGCUGUGAGCUCUGUCCCCCUGGUCUCUGGGGCCCACCCGUCUUUGGGGUCGGACUGGAGUACGCCAAGCACCACAAGCAGGAGUGUGUAGACAUCGAUGAGUGUAUUGAAGUUGCCAACGCCUGUGUGCCCCACUCCAUGUGUACCAACACCAUCGGCUCGUUCAGGUGUGGUGGCUGUAAGGUGGGUUACUUGGGGAACCAGACAGUGGGCUGCGUGCCCCGUAGGUCCUGUGCCACACUCAGCUUUAACCCCUGUGAUGCCAACGCCCACUGCAUUAUAGAGAGGAACGGAGAGGUGUCCUGUGCGUGCAACAUUGGCUGGGCCGGUAACGGGAACACUUGUGGCACAGAUACAGACAUUGAUGGAUACCCAGACCGCUCUCUACCCUGUAUGGACAAUGACAAGCACUGUAAACAGGACAACUGUGUUUACACACCCAACUCAGGCCAGGAGGACGCAGACAACGAUGGCAUCGGAGACCAGUGUGACGAGGACGCAGAUGGGGACGGCAUCAAGAAUGUGGAGGAUAACUGUCGACUAGAACCCAACAAAGAUCAGCAGAACUCAGACACAGACUCUUUCGGUGACGCCUGUGACAACUGUCCCAAUGUCCCUAACAUUGACCAGAAGGAUACGGACAGCAACGGGCAAGGAGACGCCUGUGACAAUGACAUAGAUGGAGAUGGUAUCCCCAACGUGCUGGACAACUGCCCCAAGGUCCCCAACCCCAUGCAGACAGACAGGGACGGAGACGGGGUAGGAGACGCCUGUGACAGCUGCCCUGAGAUCAGCAACCCCAUGCAGACGGACAUUGACAAUGACCUGGUGGGGGAUGUGUGUGACACUGACCAGGACACGGAUGGGGACGGUCACCAGGACUCCAGGGACAACUGCCCUGACCAUCCCAACAGCUCCCAGCUGGACUCGGACAACGAUGGCCUUGGGGAUGACUGUGACGAUGACGAUGACAAUGACGGGAUCCCAGACGUUCAAGACAACUGCAGACUUAUCACCAACCCCAACCAGAAAGAUUCUAACAGUAACGGGGUGGGCGACGUGUGUGAGAACGACUUUGACAACGAUUCAGUCUGGGAUCUGAUUGAUGUGUGCCCUGAGAGUUCAGAGGUCACACUGACAGACUUCAGAGCCUAUCAGACAGUCAUUCUGGAUCCAGAGGGCGAUGCCCAGAUCGAUCCCAAUUGGGUGGUGCUCAAUCAGGGCAUGGAAAUAGUUCAGACCAUGAACAGUGAUCCUGGUUUAGCUGUGGGCUACACAGCGUUCAAUGGGGUGGACUUUGAGGGCACCUUCCACAUCAACACGGUGACGGACGACGACUAUGCAGGCUUCAUCUUCGGCUACCAGGACUCCUCUUCCUUCUACGUGGUGAUGUGGAAACAGACAGAGCAGACCUACUGGCAGUCGACACCCUUCAGGGCCAUGGCCCAACCUGGCCUGCAGCUCAAAGCAGUGAAGUCCCGUACAGGGCCUGGUGAGUACCUGCGUAACGCCCUGUGGCACACAGGGGACACCAACGAGGAGGUGAAGCUCCUGUGGUCGGACCCACGGAAUGUGGGCUGGAGAGACAAGACGUCUUACCGCUGGCAGCUCAGCCACAGGCCCCAGGUGGGAUACAUCAGGGUGAAGUUAUAUGAGGGGACGGAGAUUGUGGCUGACUCUGGCGUGGUGAUUGACACUACCAUGAGAGGCGGACGACUGGGGGUCUUCUGUUUCUCCCAAGAGAACAUCAUCUGGUCCAACCUGCGCUACCGCUGCAACGACACUGUUCCAGACGACUUCAACCCAUAUCGCAAACAGGUCCUGCUGCACAUCAAGGUGUGAGAUGAUUCGAGGAUGUGUGAGUGCUGAGGCAUAUAGAUGAGUAACCUGUCCAGCACUGUCUAUCUACACAAUCAGUCACACACACAUUCACACACACACACUCUUACUGCCUCUCAGUACAGACUUCCAACUGCUGUUAAAAUGUUUGUGACUGUGUCUGCCCAUGAGUGAAAGGGGAGGGGUUUCAGAGUUGUGGUAAAGGAAGAAGAAGAACCAAUUUACAACAUUGUUAUUAUACCAGACUGGAAAGCAAAAAGGUACAGAGACUUUGGAAGAAAGUAUACAUGAUAAUUCAUGUAUGUAGGACUGUGUUACUUUUAGGUACGAGUUGCUGUUCUUGCCCUCAAUUUCACUGUAUGAGCGGUGGUUGUGUGAAUGACAGCGGUUAACCGUUGAGUUUGACUGCUACGUUAGGUGUGAGUGCUGUUGUUGCUUUGUGUUUUUGUAUUUACAGCUAUUAUAGGAAUAAAUGGAUUCCAUUUUGUGUUUUAAGACCGAACAGUUAAAAGAUGUGUUUUUCCAUCUCAUAUCUAACUGUAAAAUAAAAACCAUAAGCUAACGUUACAGGGAUGAUGGGAAUUUUGAUAAAUACUGUACAUCCUCUGGAUAUGAAACUCCUGGUAACUCUGUCAUGAUCAGAUAAUGUCAUCUCAGCAGCAAAAUACAGAUCUGUCACAAGAGACUGUAGACUUGCAGUUAUUUACCCAUAUUACGUUAAGCCUUUAAUAGUGGAAUUAUGUCCCUAUUUUGAAUAAAUGUGUAUCUCUGU
Messenger RNA from Salvelinus namaycush (lake trout), 3830 nucleotides. RefSeq names its product thrombospondin-3a-like. Gene Ontology annotation, cellular component: extracellular region. The transcript is spliced from 22 exons. NCBI's taxonomy places the organism in Eukaryota, Metazoa, Chordata, Actinopteri, Salmoniformes, Salmonidae. The record is from RefSeq and is a predicted model, not a curated record. Gene Ontology annotation, biological process: cell adhesion. Bases 194 to 3061 code for a protein of 955 amino acids. Gene Ontology annotation, molecular function: heparin binding; calcium ion binding.